Molecule: messenger RNA, 4735 nt
Organism: Arvicola amphibius (Eurasian water vole)
Lineage: Eukaryota; Metazoa; Chordata; Mammalia; Rodentia; Cricetidae
Gene: Sarm1
Product: sterile alpha and TIR motif containing 1
Exons: 9
Coding region: 1-2172 (723 amino acids)
Biological process (GO): response to axon injury; negative regulation of MyD88-independent toll-like receptor signaling pathway; signal transduction
Cellular component (GO): dendrite
Molecular function (GO): protein binding; signaling adaptor activity; NAD+ nucleosidase activity
Source: RefSeq, a predicted model, not a curated record
AUGGUCCUGACGCUGCUCUUCUCCGCCUACAAACUGUGCCGCUUCUUCGCCAUGUCGGGCCCACGGUCGGGUGCCGAUCGGUUGACAGUGCCAGGACCGGAGAGGAAUGGUAGCGCCAGCCCGUGGUGGGCUGCGGGCCGCGGAUCCCGCGAAGUGUCGCCUGGGGUGGGCACCGAGGUGCAAGGCGCCCUGGAGCGUUCGCUGCCGGAGCUGCAGCAGGCGCUGUCCGAGCUGAAGCAGGCAAGCGCGGCGCGGGCGGUGGGCGCGGGCCUCGCCGAGGUCUUCCAGCUAGUAGAGGAGGCCUGGCUGCUGCCGGCCGUGGGUCGCGAGGUGGCCCAGGGUCUGUGCGAUGCUAUACGCCUGGACGGUGGCCUCGACUUGCUGUUGCGGUUGCUGCAGGCACCGGAGCUAGAGACCCGCGUGCAGGCCGCGCGCCUGCUGGAGCAGAUCCUGGUGGCUGAGAACCGGGACCGUGUGGCGCGGAUAGGCCUGGGCGUGAUCUUGAACCUGGCAAAGGAACGCGAACCGGUGGAGCUGGCACGGAGUGUGGCGGGCAUCUUGGAGCACAUGUUCAAGCACUCGGAGGAGACGUGCCAGCGGCUGGUGGCGGCCGGCGGUCUGGACGCGGUGCUGUACUGGUGCCGCCGCACAGACCCGGCGCUACUGCGCCACUGCGCCCUGGCGCUGGCGAAUUGUGCGCUGCACGGGGGCCAGGCGGUGCAGAGAUGCAUGGUGGAGAAGCGCGCCGCCGAGUGGCUCUUCCCUCUCGCCUUCUCCAAGGAGGACGAGCUGCUGCGGCUGCAUGCUUGCCUGGCGGUGGCGGUGUUGGCUACUAACAAGGAGGUGGAGCGCGAGGUCGAGCACUCUGGCACGCUAGCGCUCGUCGAGCCGCUCGUGGCAUCGCUGGACCCCGGCCGCUUUGCCCGCUGCCUGGUGGACGCCAGUGACACAAGGCAGGGUCGCGGACCGGACGACCUACAAAGCCUGGUGCUGCUGCUCGAUUCGUCGCGUUUGGAGGCUCAGUGCAUCGGGGCUUUCUAUCUGUGUGCUGAGGCUGCCAUCAAGAGCCUACAGGGCAAGACCAAGGUGUUCAGCGACAUCGGUGCCAUCCAGAGCUUGAAACGCCUAGUUUCUUACUCCACUAAUGGCACCACGUCGGCGCUGGCGAAGCGCGCGCUGCGCCUGUUGGGCGAGGAGGUACCCCGGCGCAUCCUGCCCUGCGUGGCCAGCUGGAAGGAGGCCGAAGUCCAGACCUGGCUGCAACAGAUCGGCUUCUCCCAGUACUGCGAGAACUUUCGGGAUCAGCAGGUAGAUGGUGACCUGCUUCUACGGCUUACAGAGGAAGAACUCCAGACAGACCUGGGCAUGAAAUCGAGCAUUACCCGCAAGAGGUUCUUUAGGGAGCUUACGGAGCUCAAGACCUUUGCCAGCUACGCUACAUGCGACCGCAGCAACCUAGCAGACUGGCUAGGCAGCCUGGACCCUCGCUUCCGCCAGUACACCUACGGCCUGGUCAGCUGCGGCCUGGAUCGCUCCCUGUUGCACCGCGUGUCAGAGCAGCAGCUCCUGGAGGACUGUGGCAUCCGCCUGGGGGUGCAUCGCUCACGUAUCCUCUCGGCAGCCCGAGAAAUGCUACACUCACCAUUGCCCUGUGCUGGCAGCAAGCCCAGCGGAGACACCCCAGACGUCUUCAUCAGCUACCGGCGGAGUUCCGGUUCCCAGCUGGCCAGCCUCCUGAAGGUGCACCUGCAGCUGCACGGCUUCAGCGUCUUCAUCGAUGUGGAGAAGCUGGAAGCCGGCAAGUUCGAGGACAAGCUCAUCCAGAGUGUCAUGGCAGCUCGAAACUUUGUUCUGGUGCUAUCUGCUGGGGCGCUGGACAAAUGCAUGCAGGACCAUGACUGCAAGGACUGGGUGCACAAGGAGAUUGUGACUGCUUUAAGCUGUGGCAAGAACAUUGUGCCCAUCAUUGAUGGCUUUGAGUGGCCCGAGCCCCAGGCACUGCCUGAGGACAUGCAGGCUGUGCUUACCUUCAACGGCAUCAAAUGGUCCCACGAGUACCAGGAGGCCACCAUCGAGAAAAUCAUCCGCUUCCUUCAGGGCCGCCCCUCUCAGGACUCCUCUGCUGGUUCUGACACCAGUUUGGAGGGAACUGCACCAAUGGGUCUGCCUUAGCCUGUCCCCAAUUCCCACGCCCUGCUGUGACCCCUGGUUCCAUCAUCUCCCCACCCUUAAAGGAAUAGCUCCUCUAGAGCCGCCUGGGCUGAGGCAAACCAGACCCUUCUCAGGAAAUGGCUUUCCCUGCUGCUACACAGUGGCCUACUUCUAACCCAGAGAUGCCAAGCACGGGGUUAAAUGAGAGGACUUUUCUGUCAGGCCCUGCCUUCAGGUUCCAACUCCCAUCCAGCGCCAUGCCCCUGCUUAGUUCUGGAUACUCAAGACAGGGGAAGGACAUUCUCUGGUCUCCUGCCCCAAGAGCAGCCAGCUUGAGUAGGGUGAGCUUGGCAGGCUCUGGCAGGAGUCAGGACAAUGCCUAGUCCCUCUACCUGGGCCCAGGAGGCAUCUGGGGUUGAGGAUCCCCCAAAGGCUGUCCACUCACAUUGUGCCUAGCCCCUGGCUCACCUGGAUUCCCACUGCCUCAUGGCCUUGCUCUGUAACUACUUGGUACCCCGCCAGAUUUCUUUAGGCAGCCUCCUUUGCCAUACUGGGAGUCAGGGUGCAUCUGGGCUGGCCCUCUGCCUGGCCUUGCUGCCCUUUCUGGUGCAAGAAAGGACCCCUUGCUUGUUCAGGGAGACUGUAAGAAUCCACCCUAGCCCAAACCUCUGUGCUGUGCCUAAGGCUCUUGCCUAGCCUGCUCUACCUGGCUUCUCCAGCUCCUCCCCCACACAGGGCUAAGAGAAGCAGACCAGGGAAGAAGCUUCAGCAGAACCAGCAGCCAGGGUAGAGCCUACACCCUGGAAAAGAGGCAAGACCUCUGCAGACAAGGGCGGUCUUUCCCACAGAAGUGUGUCCACUUCCACUGGGAAUCUUAUCAAAACACAGAGCAAGCCAUCCGGGAAGUUCCUGAACCACCGCCGUCUUCAGAUUUCCAAGGGAGCUAAUGCAAGGUCCUCACCAGCUCCUGUCAUGUUCCAAACACCCUACUCUGGUUCCUAACCCUCCCUGGAGCCUUUUCCAGUCCUGUCACCCCAGUUUUACAGAGAGGAAUGGCUGAGGUCCCCAAAUCAGUGGUGGCAGCCUCAGAUUCUGCCCUAGUCCUGACACCCAGCACCAGUGUCCAGACCAUUGGCUCUUGCCAAUACCCAGCCUUCAGCUUGGAGUCAGCUGUCCUCAUCCUGCUGCUGACCUCUGGAGGCAGUGGGGUCACACACCUCUCCAGGAGCUGGCAGGGUUACUUGCCCUCAAUCCCUACUGUCAGAGAGCCAAAGGGCUUUCUCUCCAGGCCUAGGGACACCUUCCUUGACUGUCCUUCCUGCCAAAGACCCCAUCGUCCAUGGGUCAUGGCUGGCCUCUGGCUGUGACUAUCUGUCCUGCCACCAGUGCCAACCCCACACCCUGUUCUGAGGUGAGGCAGAUGGAACGGUGCCCUUGAUGACGAAGUCAAUAACGAUACAGUAUAUGAGUUCCUCCCGGGAAACUACCUAUCUCCAGUCCACACUUUCCAGAGGGCCCCGUGGGCAGCACUCAAGAAGUUUCUAGGUUUUCUUAUUUGGGACACAGGUCACUACUACUACCUCCACUGUCUGGCCUUCCACUGACCUGUCCCCUCCUGUCUUUCUGGGGAACCAGAGCACAGCCUAGUGCCCCAAUCAGGGUAGCAGUGCCAAGCCUGCUCUAGUGAGGUACUCUGCUCUGUGGUGACACAGCUCAGACUGCAGGCAAAGCCGGCAGCUGACCCUCAACUUCUGCCCAGCAAGGCUGACCACACUGACCUCAAGACGGGCUCUUCAGUAGCCCUUCAGACUGCCCAAGUUUGCAUGGUCUGUGGGUGAAGGGUUUUCUGCCUGGCUGGGCUAUAUAGCUGUUGCCCCAAGCUGGGGCUGAGUCAGAGUGGUCACUACCCUACACCCGCUACCCCUCUCUAGUGGGCGAUGAACUCUUCACAGACUUUAAGAGGGUAAACAUCUAGCCAUGAUUCGUUCAUCCCUUCACUAGGCAUGCAGAAAGAUGGAGGGAUCCAGAGCAUCCAACCACUGUGCUUCCUAACACAUCCAAUUAGAGGGAUCCUUGUAACCAGACAGUUUGGGUGGGAAGCUGACCCAGCUUUCACUAGGUUUAUUCAAGGUCAAGAUGCCAGAGAGGAGCCUUUCCCUCCUCACAGUGGCGGGGUCAGUAAGGCAGGAUGGACCCCACUGCGUUUCAGGGGGCCUUAGAGGGGCAGUGAGGCAGGAGUGGACCCUGCUUGUGUCUGACCUGUGCCAAACAGGCCGAGAGUGGGAAGACAGAAAGCCCCAAAGCCCAGUGACUCUUCAGUCUGACUCAAAUGAUUUACUGUGACAACUGACAUAGCUGAGGUCAAAGGUGAAUAGGCUGAGGUCAAGGGUGGGCAGGCUGAGGUCAAGGGUGGACAGGCUGGGGUCAAAGGUGGAUAGGCUGAGGUCAAGGGUGAACAGGCUGAGGUCAAGGGUGAACAGGCUGAGGUCAAGGGUGAACAGGCUGAGGUCAAGGGUGGACAGGCUGGGGUCAAAGGUGGACAGGCUGAGGUCAAGGGUGGACAGGCUGAGGUCACGGGUGGACA